Molecule: messenger RNA, 1767 nt
Organism: Dictyostelium discoideum AX4
Lineage: Eukaryota; Evosea; Eumycetozoa; Dictyosteliales; Dictyosteliaceae
Exons: 2
Coding region: 1-1767 (588 amino acids)
Source: RefSeq, a predicted model, not a curated record
AUGAAUAACGAAGACUCUCUAUCCUAUUCUUUUGGUAGGAUGAUGUUAAAUCAACAACAGCAUCACCACCAACAACAAAAUAAUACUCAAGUACAACAACAACAACAGCAACAUACAACACAGUUCAAUCAAGUUAGAUUUGGUGGCAAUUAUCAUCAACAACAUCAACAACAACAACAUCAUCAACAACAACAUCAUCAACAACAACAACAACAACAACAACAACAACAACAACAACAACAACACCCACAACAAUAUAUAUCCCCAACAUUUAGCUAUGUUCAUAACAAUAGCAACACCAGUAUUACCCAUGGUAAUUUAUAUGAUAUAGAUGAUAACCAAAUAGAUAAUGUUAAUAUUAUUAGAGGUGGAAAUAGAGGAUAUUAUAACCAACAACAACAACAACAUCAACAUCAACAACAACAAUAUUAUCAUGAACAACAACAACAACAUUUUAAUAUCAACAACAAUAAUAAUAAUAGUAAUAAUAAUAAUAAUAAUAAUAAUAAUAAUAAUAAUAAUAAUAAUAAUAAUAAUAAUAAUAAUAAUAAUAAUAAUAAUAAUAAUAAUAAUAAUAGUAGUUUAAUAACAAAUAGUCAUCAUGCACAGAGAAUCGUGAGUCCAAUAGUAAAUGGUAUGACAAGUAGUAGUGGUAGUAAUAUGAUGAUUAAUGAUGUUAGUUUUGGUAUGAAUGGUAUUAGUAGCAUCAAUGGAAUCAGUAUAAAUAAUGGAAGUGGUGAUAUAGAUGAGGAAGAUGAUAAACUAUUGGAUGAACAACAACAAUUACUUCAAAGAUCUUUAGAGAGAUUAAGUGAUGGUGAAGAGAUUUCAUUUGGAAAUCCAAAUUACUUCUUUCAUCCAUUCUCUGAGAGAAAUAUAAAUGGUUUACCAAGUACAAAUUCUUCAAUAGUUUCAAGACAACAACAAUUACAACAACAACAACAAAAAUUAAAAUUAAAAUCUUCCCCUUCACCAAUUUCACCAUUUUUCUAUACACAACAACAACAACAACAGCAGCAACAACAACAACAACAACAACAACAACAACAACAACAACAACAGCAACAACAGCAACAACAGCAACAGCAACAACAGCAACAACAAAAUACGUCAAUCAAUGGUAUUAUUAAAAUUGAUCAAACACCACCAACACCUCAAUAUAUUGCCAAUCCAUCAGUUUCACCAUUAAAUGCACCAAUUUCAUCACCAGUUUUGGGUGAUAUUUAUAGUGGCAACAAUAAUAACAAUAAUAUUAACACAAAUAAUUAUAGACAACAACAAAAAUUAAAUACUAGCACUGGUAGUUAUCAAAAUAUGUCAUUUGAUGCUGGUGUUAAUGGAUUCAAUUGGAGUCCAUCUUUACAACCUGAUCAAUCAACCUCAACAAAUCACACCCAAGCAAUGUUACAACAACAACAACAAAGACAACAACAACAACAACAACAAACACAAAACCUUAGAUCAUUGGUCAAGUGUUGUAAAACCACCACCUAUUCAAUUACAACAAAACUCAAUGCAACAAAACCCAAUACAACAACAACAACAACAACAACAACAACAACAACAACAAAGCCUCUUACAACACCAACAAAUGUUACAAAUGCAAAUGCAAAUACAACAGCAACAGCAACAGCAACAGCAACAACAGCAACAGCAACAGCAACAACAAAAUCAACAACAAAACCAACAACAGAAUCAACAACAAAAUCAACAACAAAAUCAACAACACUAUCCAAAGUAUUACUAUCAACCGAUUUUAAACAAUAA